AUGCGUUUCACUUCGCUUAUCACCCUCCUCCCUGCCCUGGCCCUGGCACAGGAGCAGGUGCCUCUUGCCGACCGCGUGCAGGGCUGGUUCAACAAGGCCAAGGCCUACGUUCCCACGGCUGUGCCGGCUGACCCAAUUGAGAAGAUGGCCGAGAAGGUCGCGGAGAAGCGCGUCACCGAUGUGACCAUGCAGAACUGGCAGUCCAUCCUGACUCCCGCCGAGCAGGAGCAGGACUGGCUUGUCUUUGUGACCGGCGGCAACAAGACCUGCUUUGGUCGCUGCGAACACGCCGAAAAGGCCUUCAAGGUGAGUUUGACGCGACUGAUGGACCAUAUUGAAGGCAAGAAUCUAACCAUCUCCCUCCGAUCCCAGGAAUCCGUCCUCCUUUUCUCCGCCGACCCCACCGCCCCCAACCUGGGUCUGCUGAACUGUGAGGAGGAGCGUGUCCUCUGCGCCACCUGGUCUGCCGGUGCCCCCUCCGUCUUCUACUACCAGGUCCCUCAGGCCCCGGCCCUGGGCGAGGAGCGUCUCCCUACUCCUCUCCACAUCGUCUACAUGAACUCUACCACCGUCACCCCCGAGGAGCUCUACCAGAUUCACUCCAAGAAGACUUUCGAGAAGGUCCCCGCCUACGAAGGUAUUCUGCACCCCAUCGACGGCUUGCUCGCUCAGUACCAGCUGAACGUGCCUCUUGGUUACGCCAUCUUCGCCAUUGGUGCCAUCCCCAGCUGGAUGUUCAUGAUCGGCAUCAGCUUCUUCAGCCGUACCUUCAUGUAA
Penicillium macrosclerotiorum is the source of this 777-nucleotide messenger RNA. RefSeq lists its product as uncharacterized. Lineage: Eukaryota; Fungi; Ascomycota; Eurotiomycetes; Eurotiales; Aspergillaceae. The transcript has a single exon. Bases 1 to 777 code for a protein of 258 amino acids. The record is from RefSeq and is a predicted model, not a curated record.